Messenger RNA from Cydia strobilella, 2480 nucleotides. Its product is annotated as zinc finger protein 431-like. The coding region runs from base 116 to 1993 and encodes 625 amino acids. The transcript has 3 exons. Gene Ontology annotation, biological process: regulation of transcription by RNA polymerase II. Gene Ontology annotation, molecular function: DNA-binding transcription factor activity, RNA polymerase II-specific; RNA polymerase II transcription regulatory region sequence-specific DNA binding. NCBI's taxonomy places the organism in Eukaryota, Metazoa, Arthropoda, Insecta, Lepidoptera, Tortricidae. The record is from RefSeq and is a predicted model, not a curated record.
UGCUUUUUGGAGCUAUGAAUAAUCUCCGAAUACAUUUUGUACGGAUUUAAAAUAAUAUCCUAUUUGAACAAUACGUUUACGUUAAAGACUCGAAAAGUGUAACGGUUUAUUGACGAUGGAUUCGUUAGGCGCAGAGAGGCUAGACAGUGUCUGCGUGAAGACUGAACCCUAUAAGGAUUUGUGUAUAAAAGAGACCACGUUUCACGUGUCUGUAAAGGUUGAGCCGUUGCUGGAUGAUGUGUGUGUAAAAGAAGAGGCACUCGGCGUGAGCGCAGCGGAGACGCUGUACGCCGAUCACGUGAUACAAGAGGAGCUAGUGCUCGGACCCGUGCUAGUAGAGCGGCGCGGCGUGCGCCAAGCACCAACAGCUUUCAGCCUGGGGACAGAAGCGAAGCAGUCAUGUGAGAUUGUCCCCGGGAGACCCGUUCUGAGGGACUGCUGUGUGAGGCUGGAGCGUCUUGUUGUGGACACACUGCACACUAGCACUCGGAACACAGACCGGGACAGCCGGAGAAGAGGCUGUGAUGAAGAGACCACGAGAGAUGUAGAGUGUGGAUACAGGAACACCACAGUUGAGAAUGUUAAGGGAAACUAUCAAAGGCAAACUCCUCGGAAAAAAACAAGGGGUACUCGCAGACCUGAAACACACCAAUGUGACCACUGUAAAUAUGCAACAGCUGUUAAAGGAGAUUUGCAAGUUCACGUAAGAAAACACACUGGCGACAAGCCUUACAAAUGUGACUACUGUAAAUAUGCAACAGCUGAUAGAGGAAAUUUGCAAGUUCACGUAAGAAAACACACUGGCGACGAGCCUUACAAAUGUGACCACUGUAAAUAUGCAACAGCUUUUAAAGGAAAUUUGCAAGUUCACGUAAGAAAACACACUGGCGACAAGCCUUACAAAUGUGACCAGUGUAGUUAUGCUAGCAGCCGUAAAGGUACUUUGAAAGUUCAUGUAAGAAAACACACUGGCGACAAGCCUUACAAAUGUGAUCACUGUAAAUAUGCAACAGCUAAUAUAGGAAAUUUGCAAGUUCACGUAAGAAAACACACUGGCGACAAGCCUUACAAAUGUGACCACUGUAAAUAUGCAACAGCUAAUAAAGGACAUUUGCAAGUUCACGUAAGAAAACACACAGGCGACAAGCCUUACAAAUGUGACCACUGUAAAUAUGCAACAGCUUUUAAAGGAAAUUUGCAAGUUCACGUAAGAAAACACACUGGCGACAAGCCUUACAAAUGUGACCAGUGUAGUUAUGCUAGCAGCCAUAAAGGUACUUUGAAAGUUCAUGUAAGAAAACACACUGGCGACAAGCCUUACAAAUGUGAUCACUGUAAAUAUGCAACAGCUAAUAUAGGAAAUUUGCAACGUCACGUAAGAAUACACACUGGCGACAAGCCUUACAAAUGUGACCAGUGUAAAUAUGCAACAGCUAAUAAAGGACAUUUUCAAGUUCACGUAAGAAAACACACAGGCGACAAGCCUUACAAAUGUGACCACUGUAAAUAUGCAACAGCUUUUAAAGGAAAUUUGCAAGUUCACGUAAGAAAACACACUGGCGACAAGCCUUACAAAUGUGACCAGUGUAGUUUUGCUAGCAACAAUAAAGGUACUUUGAAAGUUCAUGUAAGAAAACACACUGGCGACAAGCCUUACAAAUGUGAUCACUGUAAAUAUGCAACAGCUAAUAAAGGACAUUUGCAAGUUCACGUAAGAAAACACACAGGCGACAAGCCUUACAAAUGUGACCACUGUAAAUAUGCAACAGCUUUUAAAGGAAAUUUGCAAGUUCACGUAAGAAAACACACUGGCGACAAGCCUUACAAAUGUGACCAGUGUAGCUAUACUAGCUGCCGUAAAGGUAAUUUGAACAUUCAUCUAAGAAUACACACUGGCGACAAGCCUUACAAAUGUCACCAGUGUAGUUAUACUAGCUGCCGUAAAGGUAAUUUGAACAGUCAUCUAAGAAUACACACUGGCGACAAGCCUUAAAAAUGUGACCAGUGCAGUUAUUAUACUCCUUAAUGUACUGCUCUGUAUAUAUUGUGCAUGUAUGUGUAUAUAUAUAUAUGUUUAUAUAUUUAUUUGUGUUAUAUUAUUUAUUUAUUUAUCAAUAAUUUACUAUAUGUACUGUCUGAUUAAUGUAUGUGUAAUUCCUGUUCCUCUAAUUAAUUCGUGCACUACCUGUUUAUAAAAACUUUUGUUCUUCAUAUCCUGCUACCCUAAGGUUGUCUGGAAGAGAUCGCUCACAGCGAUAAGACCGCCUGUUGCUGCCAUUAUUUACAUUGUAAAUCUGUUUUAAAAAUUUUGUUUCUUUGUGGUGCAAUAAAGAAUAUUUAUUAUUAUUAUACUCAUAGAUUAACAUUAUUUGCAACGUCAUAUAAGAGAAACACACUGGAGAGUGUCAUCAUGACAAAUUUUGGAUAGCGCUGUUGGUUUUCCAUGUAUCAAAAAAUAAAUAAAAAGAAAUAAAAAAUGU